Molecule: messenger RNA, 1317 nt
Organism: Adineta ricciae
Lineage: Eukaryota; Metazoa; Rotifera; Eurotatoria; Adinetida; Adinetidae
Source: the annotation of a GenBank genome assembly
AUGGCUGACGCACGAUUGACCAACGUUGAAUCAUAUCGUUAUAUCUACGACAGUCGUGGUAAUCCAACUGUUGAAGUCGAUCUUUGGACAAGCAAAGGUCUUUUUCGAGCUGGUGUACCAUCGGGUGCUUCAACUGGUAUCUACGAAGCAUUGGAAUUGCGCGAUGGAGACAAGGGUGUACAUCAUGGAAAAGGUGUCGAGAAAGCCGUGGCUAAUGCCGAAAAGUUGGGUAAAAUGAUAGUGGAAAAAGGAUUUGAUGUAACUCAACAAAAAGAAAUCGAUGAUUUUAUGAUUCAAGAAGAUGGUACCGAUAGUAAAAAGAAAUACGGUGCCAAUGCUAUCCUUGGUAUUUCAAUUGCUGUCUGUAAAGCUGGUGCAGCACACAGUAAUUUACCAUUGUAUCAAUACAUCGCCAAACUCUCAAAUUCAGCGAUUCGUCUACCUGUACCUGCUUUCAAUGUCAUCAAUGGUGGCAGCCAUGCUGGCAAUAAACUUGCCAUGCAAGAAUUCAUGCUACUUCCAACUGGCGCUAAAUCAUUCAAAGAAGCCAUGCGUAUGGGCUCAGAAGUAUAUCAUCAUUUAAAAAGCUUGAUCAAAGCUGAAUACGGCCUUGAUGCGACGAACGUUGGCGAUGAAGGUGGCUUUGCACCAAACAUUGAAAGUGCAGAAAAAGCACUUGAUAUCCUUGUCAAAGCUAUCGAAAAAGCAGGUUAUACUGGUAAAAUCAAGAUUGGCAUGGAUGUUGCUGCUAGUGAAUUUUUCGAUGAACAAGAGAAGAAAUAUGAUUUAAAUAAUAAAGAAAAAGGCAAACCAAACUAUUUAACAAGUGAUGAAAUGGUUGCUUAUUACUUGAGACAAAUUGAGCAAUAUCCAAUCAUAUCGAUUGAAGAUGGUUUCGAACAAGAUGAUUGGACUGGCUUUCAAACACUUCUUACUUCAGUCAAAGGCAAAAGUGUUCAACUUGUCGGUGAUGAUCUCACAGUGACAAACGUCAAACGAAUCCAAACAGCUAUUGAGAAGAAUGCAUGCGAUUGCCUUCUACUCAAAGUUAAUCAGAUUGGUUCGGUUACCGAAGCCAUUUCGGCAUGUACCAUGGCUCGUGGUGCUGGUUGGGGUGUUAUGGUUAGCCAUCGUAGUGGUGAAACUGAAGAUACCUUUAUUGCCGAUCUUGUCGUUGGUUUAGGCACUGGACAGAUCAAAACUGGAGCACCUUGCCGUUCUGAACGCUUGGCAAAAUACAACCAACUAUUACGUAUCGAAGAAGAGCUUGGUAGUAACGCAGCGUACGCUGGCGACAAUGCUUUCAAGAAAAACUAG